Messenger RNA from Conger conger (European conger), 1121 nucleotides. RefSeq names its product proteasome 20S subunit alpha 1 (gene psma1). Bases 100 to 891 code for a protein of 263 amino acids. NCBI's taxonomy places the organism in Eukaryota, Metazoa, Chordata, Actinopteri, Anguilliformes, Congridae. Gene Ontology annotation, cellular component: proteasome core complex; nucleus; proteasome core complex, alpha-subunit complex. The transcript has 10 exons. The record is from RefSeq and is a predicted model, not a curated record. Gene Ontology annotation, biological process: ubiquitin-dependent protein catabolic process.
UGUGAUCUAGUGCUUUCCCCUGACCGCGGAGAUUUUGAGGAAAAGCAGAAGAUCAGCAGAAUCAUUGAUCUCUGAAGAGGAGAUUACAGCGGGAGGAAAAUGUUUCGCAACCAGUAUGAUAACGACGUCACCGUCUGGAGUCCUCAGGGGCGUAUUCACCAGAUUGAGUAUGCCAUGGAGGCCGUGAAACAGGGCUCUGCCACGGUCGGGCUGAAGUCUCGCACUCACGCUGUCCUUGUGGCUCUUAAGAGGGCGCAGUCAGAGCUGGCUGCUCAUCAGAAGAAGAUCCUCCAUGUGGAUAACCACAUCGGCAUCUCCAUCGCAGGGCUCACCGCGGACGCCAGGCUUCUGUGCAACUUCAUGCGGCAGGAGUGUCUGGACUCCAGAUUCGUGUUCGACCGGCCCCUCCCUGUGUCCCGCCUCGUCUCGCUGAUCGGAAGUAAAACCCAGAUUCCCACACAGCGCUAUGGCAGGCGACCCUAUGGAGUUGGACUGCUCAUUGCUGGCUUUGAUGACAUGGGCCCUCACAUCUUCCAGACCUGCCCCUCGGCCAACUACUUCGACUGCAAAGCUAUGUCCAUCGGAGCACGUUCACAGUCUGCCCGCACAUACCUGGAGCGCAAGAUGGAGGACUUCCUAGACUGCAGCCUGAAUGACCUGGUGCAGCACGGUCUCCGCGGCCUGCGAGAGACCCUUCCAGCAGAGCAGGACCUCACUACCAAGAACGUGUCCAUUGGGAUUGUGGGUAAGGACAUGGAGUUCAUCAUCUACGACGACGAUGACGUGGCCCCGUUCCUGGAGGGUCUGGAGGAGAGGGCUCAGAGGAAGGUGGUGCAGGCUGCAGAUGAUCCAGCUGCUGCUGAGAAACCAGACGAGCCAAUGGAACACUGAGCCCAGCCUGGACACGCCCCCGUCACCCUGGACACGCCCCCUGUCCGUCAGCAGGCAGAACCGGUCCAAACUGCACUCUGUCUCAGUUCAGUACUUAAACCCGGAAGGACAGCCUGUCAUUCACUUUUUUUCUACAAAGGGUUGCUUUCAUCUGCUUUUCUAUUUGUAAAAAGUUUUGUGUCCAUGACAACCAAAAGGAUAAUAAACUUUCUGUUCCUCCUAAAACUAAA